Penicillium waksmanii is the source of this 1128-nucleotide messenger RNA. RefSeq names its product RNA-binding protein. Gene Ontology annotation, molecular function: mRNA binding. The transcript has 5 exons. Gene Ontology annotation, cellular component: cytosol. Gene Ontology annotation, biological process: mRNA splice site recognition. The record is from RefSeq and is a predicted model, not a curated record. The coding region runs from base 1 to 1128 and encodes 375 amino acids. Lineage: Eukaryota; Fungi; Ascomycota; Eurotiomycetes; Eurotiales; Aspergillaceae.
AUGUCUUUCCAAAACUUCGAUUCCUUCCCCAACCAGGCCGAUGGUGCCGCUCCCGGCCCCGGUGCUCCCGAUGCCGACACUGCCAUGGCCGGUCAGCCCGAUAUGGCCGCUGCCUCCUUCCAGGGUCCCGCUCCUGGUGAGCCCAACUCCGCCGGCCCCCAGCAGGGCGCCGAUGGCAAGACCACUCUCUGGAUGGGUGAGCUCGAGCCCUGGAUCGAUGAGAACUUCAUCCGCAACCUCUGGUUCCAGAUGGGUGAGCAGGUCAACGUCAAGAUGAUCCGUGACAAGUUCUCUGGGAGCAAUGCUGGAUACUGCUUCGUGGACUUCUCCUCCCCUGCCGCCGCCGCUAAGGCCCUUUCCCUGAACGGCACCCCCAUGCCCAACACCAACCGGGUCUUCAAGCUGAACUGGGCUACCGGCGGCGGUCUCGCUGACCGCAGCCGUGACGACCGUGGUCCCGAGUACUCCAUCUUCGUUGGUGACCUCGGCCCAGAGGUGAACGAAUACGUUCUCGUCUCUCUCUUCCAGAGCCGCUUCCCCUCGUGCAAGUCCGCCAAGAUCAUGACCGACCCUAUCAGCGGCAUGUCCCGCGGCUACGGCUUCGUCCGUUUCUCCGAUGAGAAUGACCAGCAGCGUGCCCUCACCGAGAUGCAGGGUGUCUACUGUGGCAACCGCCCCAUGCGCAUCUCCACCGCUACCCCCAAGAACAAGGGCCCCGGCCCCAUGAACCAGUUCACCGACCCCAACAACACCACUGUCUUCGUUGGUGGUCUGUCUGGCUACGUCACUGAGGAUGAGCUCCGCUCUUUCUUCCAGGGAUUCGGCGAGAUCACAUACGUCAAGAUCCCCCCUGGAAAGGGCUGCGGCUUUGUCCAGUUCGUUCAGCGCCACGCUGCCGAGAUGGCCAUCAACCAGAUGCAGGGAUACCCCAUCGGUAACUCUCGCGUUCGUCUGAGCUGGGGUCGCUCUCAGAACAACUCCGGCCCUGCCGGUAGCCCCUACCGCCCCGCUCCCCCGCCGCCCCCCAUGUACCCCUCCAUGGGGAUGCCCCCGGCUCACCAGUAUGGCGGGUUUGCCCCGAUGAAGGUUAGCAGUCACCCCGGCAGCCCGGCCCCAGAACACUCUUGA